Messenger RNA from Tribolium madens (black flour beetle), 2637 nucleotides. Its product is annotated as extended synaptotagmin-2-B-like. The record is from RefSeq and is a predicted model, not a curated record. Lineage: Eukaryota; Metazoa; Arthropoda; Insecta; Coleoptera; Tenebrionidae. The coding region runs from base 116 to 2440 and encodes 774 amino acids. Gene Ontology annotation, biological process: lipid transport. The transcript is spliced from 15 exons. Gene Ontology annotation, molecular function: lipid binding.
AAUAUUAAUAAUAUCGGUGUCGGAAUGUCACACGAUUACAGAACUUGUUUGUAUCUUAUCAUUUGGCUAAAAUAUAAAGUUAAAUGAUGAAUUUGUGUGAAAUAGUUGUUUCUUCAUGUUUCGUAUCCGUAGAUCGAACAAAACGCGUCCGAUUCGACGCCACCGGUAUUCCACAAAGAUGACCGAGAGUGAUAAUUUAAUUCCACCUCCCGAGCCUGAAAUACAAGACGGACAACCCAAAGGAGGUACCAUGAAGAAGCGGUUCUUCGUCAUAAAAAUCCUCUACAAGGCAACUUUGAUUUUCCUCGGCUACGCCAUUUCUUACAUGCAAUGGUCUUUCCUCCUCCUGUUUGUGACUGCGGGUACUUUAAUAUGGCUCGAACAGAGAGAUAAAACCCAUGCCAACAAGAUAAGAGUGAAAGCAACAGCCUGUUCGUUUACGAAACAAGAUUUAGUCCGACGAAUCGAUGAAAUACCUUCAUGGGUCAAAUUCCCCGACAGGGAACGAGCUGAAUGGCUGAACCAAGUAAUAGCCCAAUUGUGGCCCACUGUCGAAAGUUACAUUAUCAAGCUUUUCCGAACAUCAAUCCAGACAAAAAUUCGGAAAAAAUAUGACUCUUUUCAAUUCGAAAGUAUUGAUUUUGGACCUACUCCGCCUAAAAUUGACGGAAUCAAAGUAUACACAGCGGUCUCGACUAAAGAUUCAAUAAUUAUCGAUUUUGACGUUUUUUAUGAUGGCGACUGUGAUAUUAAUUUUUCAUUCUCGGGGGCCGAAAUUGGCGGUAUUCGCGAUUUCCAGUUAAGCGUCGAAGUUCGCGUUGUCCUGAAGCCACUCCUCGCCAAACUCCCYCUCAUUGGAGGAAUCCAAAUCUAUUUCCUCAAUACGCCCGAUAUAAGUUUCACUCUUGASGGCCUAUCCGGCAUCCCAGGUCUUAGUUCGUUCAUACGGUCCAAAAUCGAGGAAAAAAUCACUAAAGUGAUCGUUUUUCCCAACAAGGUCACUAAGAGGUUCUCCAAAUCGGUGGCACCGUAUGAAUUGAAGGCUUUGGAGCCGGCUGGGGUACUCCGGGUGCAUGUCUUCGAGGCGAAAGAUUUGAUGGCGAAGGAUAUAACCGGGAAGUCUGAUCCUUACGCUAUCCUUUAUGUGGGGGCACAGGAAUGCAAGAGUAACACUGUGAAUCAAAGUCUGAAUCCCAAGUGGGAUUACUGGUGUGAGUUUGUUAUAAUAGACCCAAAUGCGCAACAUCUGGGAUUCAAGCUUUAUGACCGUGAUAACGUCAACGAAGAUGAUUUUUUGGGAAGUGGCGAAGUUGAUAUAGCGUYAGUGCUUAAAGGCCAAACUGACCAAUGGAUCAAGUUAGAUAACGCCAAACAUGGCUCUAUCCAUCUCCGUUUCACUUGGUUGUCUCUCUCAUCCGAUCUUGAGGACCUUGAUAUCGUUUCAAAAGAAACUAAAUUGUUACAAGUCGACAACAUAAGCACAGCUAUCUUGACCAUAUACGUUGAUAUGGCAACAAAACUUCCCGAAGCUAAACGACUCGUGAAACCCCAUCCUUACUUCAUUUUGACACUGAGGGACCAAAAACAAAAGAGUCGAGUCAAAAAACACACGAAUGACCCGUGUUGGGAACAAGGAUUCGUAAUGUUGGUACCGAAUCCCUUAGAAGAUUCGCUCCACAUGGCUAUCUUGGAUAAACCAACAGGCAGUCUUUUGACGCAAUUCUCAUACAAAAUUUCCGAUUUGAUGCAAUUACCGAAUUUGGAAAUCAGCAAGCAUGAAUUUGUUUUAGAUAACGAAGAAAGUAAAGUCGUACUUUCGCUACAAUUGAGAAUACUGACAAAUGAAAGUUGCGAAAUUGAAGAUGAGAGUGAAAGUGACUCCGAGGGUGUGUUUUCACAUGAGAGCUCAGUUGAGGAAACAAGUGUAAGAUCGAGAGGUUCAUCUCGAAAUUCUCCUAAAAAAUUUGUUGAAGAAGUAUUAACGAGGGCAUCAAUCUCCUCCCAAUCGGCUAAACCACCAAUCCAGCGCACAACAAGCGUUAACGAGCACCGUUUAGGCCGUCUGGAAAUAAGUUUAGAAUACAAUGAGCCGCGGCAAAAGCUCUUAGUAACAGUACAUCGAGUAUCCAAUUUGCCACUAAAAGACCCUUCCGACAUUCCCGAUCCUUAUGUCAGGAUAAAAAUGUACUCACAAGGUCACACAACAGGCCCCACCUAUCGGACUAAGGUGGUGUCGGACAACUGCAACCCUGUCUACGAGGAAACUUUCGAGUAUUUAUUCUCAAAAUCCGAUGCUUACGAGCAGACGCUUGUGGCAACGGUCAAGUCCAAAAAAUUCCUGCAUAAUAAUACAAUAGGACAGGUCGAAAUUAAUUUGAAAUAUGUUAAUUUGAGCGAGCCGUAUCGAGAAUGGUUCGAUCUGUGUCCAAAAUCGAGUUAAAUUCGUGUUGUGAUCGCAAGUGAUUAUCCAAAUCUCUUUUACGGACGAAUUUUUUAGGACAAAAUUUACACAUAUGAGGUCGUGUCCCCGAAUGGAUUUUUUCGUGGGUGCGCAAGUUGGACGACUGGGAAAACGGUUUCGAGCAAAAUUUGCAAAUGUACGGCUUACUCUGUAACAAAUAAAGUAUUAUUUCUUCA